This is a messenger RNA of Plectropomus leopardus (leopard coralgrouper), 1441 nucleotides long. RefSeq names its product sosondowah ankyrin repeat domain family member Ab (gene sowahab). Lineage: Eukaryota; Metazoa; Chordata; Actinopteri; Perciformes; Serranidae. The record is from RefSeq and is a predicted model, not a curated record. Gene Ontology annotation, molecular function: protein binding.
ACAGCAGGGAGAUUAUCCCUCGGGCUACUAUCUAAGCUAUCAAUUAGACCAUUACAUAUUUUUACAACUUUGGAACAAAAUGGCUUUGACCCAGGAAUGUGUUUUAUCUUUUUUGCUGGAGCACGGAGGCAAAGUGAAGAACUCGGAACUGCUGAACAACUUCAGGAGCCAAAUCAACAGCAGUGAUCCCGCGGAAAAGCAGCACAAUAGGGACCUUUUCAAGAAGCUGGUGAACAGCGUCGCUGUGGUCAAACAGAUCGACGAGGUAAAGUUUGUGGUCGUGAAGAAAAGGUAUCAAGACUUUGUUAAUAAAGAGGUGGCGCAGGAUGCAUCGCAGGACAAGCAGAUGGAUGACAGUUUCUCGAGCCAAAACACGAGCUUUUCGUACACAUCUCCUCAUCGAGCCGAGCAAGCCAGGGUGAUUUAUUCUGACAUCGAGAACAAUAAUAUGUGCUAUCCCUCAAAUAAAAAUGACAGUUAUCAUAGCGAUGCCAAAAGGAAGUCUGAGGGAAGCAUGCAGGAAAGGACACAGUUAUCAAGACACGUGUGUGCGGAUGCGACCACUGUUAAAGUCCUGAAUAUCUCCGGAGAUCAGGCCAGCAGGACGAGGAAAUCUGGAGCUGUGUUUGCUGUCAUCGCAGUCACAUCCCCUCCGAGAGACUCCGCACCAGCGACACAAGAUAAAUCACAUUCCCAAGUGCAUAAUACUUCAGACAAUCCAAUCAGGUUGGGAACCAAAGUUUCUGUACCACCAGUGCCAACUCGCAAUCCUUGCAAGAAGGGCGCACUAGCUGACGCCCAGUGUUGGAAAAACAGACAGACAGUGGACGUGCAACCCCCAGGCUUCCCCUUGGUGAGGCCCCAAAACAAGAGAGAUGAUGCAAAGUACUCAGAGUGUGUGCCUCUGGAGCCAUUAGCUCACGAGUGGUUGGUAAAGUGUGCUGCUGGGCUCUGGGGACAGAUCUAUGGUUUGCUGCUGCAGGAUGCACGGCUAGCACAGAAGAAAGACUUCAUGUCAGGAUUUACAGCUUUGCACUGGGCUGCAAAGGACGGCAACAGCGAGAUGAUACACAAGCUUGUGAAUAUCUCCAGGAAAAAAGGCACUUAUGUUGACAUCAACAGUAAAGCCCAUGGAGGAUACACACCUUUACACAUCGCAGCCAUGCAUGGCCACACUAAAGUCAUGGUUUUGCUUGUUCAAAGUUAUGGAGCUAAUGUCAAUGAAAGAGAUAAUGAUGGCAAGAAGGCCUUCCACUACCUGGGCAAAGGUGUGUCUGCUGAGGUCAGAGGAAUUAUGGGAGGACUGCAGCAGAGCAAGUACAAGGAGAAGACAGACGAUGGAGAAUACAGAGAGCACCCAAAAGGCUUCAACACAAUUAGUAAAUUGUUUCAGCCUCACACAGGAAAGAAACAAAAAACUAAGUUUGUUCAUGAGUGGUGA